This is a messenger RNA of Racocetra persica, 276 nucleotides long. NCBI's taxonomy places the organism in Eukaryota, Fungi, Glomeromycota, Glomeromycetes, Diversisporales, Gigasporaceae. The record is from the annotation of a GenBank genome assembly.
UAACAUUAAUGAAUAUAUCACCAAAUGCGCUUAUUUACGAAAGAAAUGUACAUAUAACAGAAAAAGAUAUGUUUGGUGAAUGGGGUAAUAUAUUAUACAAAAUUAAAAAAGAAGAUGGAAUAGAAGGAAAAGUUAGUAAAGCAUUAUUAGUUUCAUUAUGGGGUGCAUUAUGUGAGCAAAAAAAUGGACAAAAUUAUGAAGAUCAAGUAAAACGUGUACAUACAGAUGGCUUUAUUAUAGCUGGAAAAGUAGAACUUAAAACGGGAAUAGAAAUGG